GAGCGGGGACCCGCCGGAGCCGAGCUGGGCCGGGCCGGGGCCGGCCGGACGGGGCCGAGAUGCCCUACAAGCUGAAGAAAGAGAAGGAGCCCCCCAAGCUUCCCAAAGGCACAGCCAAACCCAGCAGUUCUGGCAAGGAUGGUGGAAGCGAGAGCACCGAGGAGGCCCAGCCCCUGCCCCAGCCACAACCGCAGCCUCCGUCUCAGACACCAUCAUCCAACAAGCGUCCCAGCAACAGCACGCCACCGCCCACGCAGCUCAGCAAAAUCAAGUACUCCGGGGGACCCCAGAUCGUCAAGAAGGAACGCAGGCAAAGCUCCUCCCGCUUCAACCUCAGCAAGAACCGAGAGUUGCAGAAGCUUCCGGCCCUGAAAGACUCGCCCACCCAGGAGCGCGAGGAGCUGUUCAUCCAGAAGCUGCGCCAGUGCUGCGUCCUCUUCGACUUCGUGUCGGACCCCCUCAGUGACCUCAAGUUCAAGGAGGUGAAGCGGGCGGGGCUCAACGAGAUGGUGGAGUACAUCACCCACAGCCGUGAUGUAGUCACCGACGCCAUCUACCCGGAGGCUGUCACCAUGUUCUCCGUCAACCUCUUCCGGACGCUGCCUCCUUCCUCCAACCCCACGGGGGCCGAGUUUGACCCAGAGGAGGAUGAGCCCACGCUGGAAGCCGCCUGGCCCCAUCUCCAGCUCGUGUAUGAGUUUUUCUUGCGUUUCCUUGAGUCUCCUGAUUUCCAGCCAAAUAUAGCCAAGAAGUACAUUGACCAGAAGUUCGUCCUUGCUCUCCUCGACCUGUUCGAUAGUGAGGACCCUCGCGAGCGGGACUUCCUCAAGACCAUCCUGCAUCGCAUCUAUGGCAAGUUCCUGGGGCUCCGGGCUUAUAUCCGUAGGCAGAUCAACCACAUCUUCUACAGGUUUAUCUACGAGACAGAACAUCAUAACGGGAUUGCUGAGCUCCUGGAGAUCCUGGGCAGCAUCAUCAACGGCUUUGCCCUGCCCCUUAAGGAAGAGCAUAAGAUGUUCCUCAUCCGGGUCCUGCUGCCCCUUCACAAGGUCAAGUCCCUGAGUGUCUACCACCCUCAGCUGGCCUACUGCGUGGUCCAGUUUCUAGAGAAGGAGAGCAGCCUGACUGAGCCGGUGAUUGUGGGACUCCUCAAGUUCUGGCCCAAGACGCACAGCCCCAAAGAAGUGAUGUUCCUGAAUGAGCUGGAGGAGAUUCUGGAUGUCAUCGAGCCUUCCGAGUUCAGCAAAGUGAUGGAGCCGCUCUUCCGCCAGCUGGCCAAGUGUGUCUCCAGCCCCCACUUCCAGGUGGCAGAGCGUGCCCUCUAUUACUGGAACAAUGAGUACAUCAUGAGCCUGAUCAGCGACAACGCCGCCCGAGUCCUUCCCAUCAUGUUCCCUGCGCUCUACAGGAACUCCAAGAGCCACUGGAACAAGACAAUCCAUGGACUGAUCUACAAUGCCCUAAAGCUGUUUAUGGAGAUGAAUCAGAAGCUGUUCGAUGACUGUACCCAACAGUAUAAGGCCGAGAAGCAGAAGGGCCGAUUCCGCAUGAAGGAAAAGGAAGAGAUGUGGCAAAAGAUUGAGGAGCUGGCCCGAAUGAAUCCCCAGUACCCCAUGUUCCGAUCCCCUCCACCACUGCCUCCUGUGUACUCCAUGGAGACAGAGACCCCCACGGCAGAGGAUAUCCAGCUUCUCAAGAGGACAGUGGAGACCGAGGCUGUGCAGAUGCUGAAGGACAUCAAGAAGGAGAAGGUGCUGCUGCGGCGGAAGUCAGAGCUGCCCCAGGAUGUGUACACCAUCAAGGCGCUGGAGGCACAUAAGCGGGCGGAAGAGUUCCUGACUGCCAGCCAGGAGGCGCUCUGACCCCCUCACCGCCCGAGCCUCCCCCCUCCGCUCCCCACUGGCUGGCUCGGGGCAGGGCUGUGCCUCUCUCGCUACUUUGUGGGGGUGCGACACUUGAAGCUGGGACACCCUCCAGUGCAGUCCCACUUCUCCCUCAGUGUGUUCUUGCCUCCCUGUGGCUAGUAGCGACAGGCCGAGCACUGUCACGCUCGGUGCUCAACCACCUGGGGAUGCCCGGCCCCCACUCGCUCCGAACCCACAGCUGCCCGCGGCUGCUCCGAGAAAUCCACAUUGGCCACAAGCGCUCCUCCUCGGGCCUCCCCACCCUCACCAACUCCGGCGAGGGGGGCUCCUCCUCUCCCCGGAGGGGUAUCCAGGGAGCAGCAGCAGAUGAUUCUCACCAAAGUUAUGUAAUAAGCCCCCCAGUGGCCUCCUGGAGUGGCUAGAGGGGGGGAGCCAACCCCCAACAGCACAAAUAGGCCCCCCAAGUCCCAGAAGCCCAGACUGGCAGGGGUCAUCCUAUUUUCCUCUGGUCUCCCCUGCUUGACUGAGUCAAGGAGGGAGGUCCACAGGAGAAAAAUGAAUUAUGGACAGUAGGUGAUGGCCACAGGACCCAGAUGUCCUCAAGAGAAGGGGAGGAUCAGAAUACUCCUCCAGUGACCCCCUCUGGUGAGCAGCAGCCCUGGAAGGGACCACACGGGGUGUCAAUUGCUUGCUUGUGCUGUUGGUUCCCAGGAGGAGGAGGGAAGCAGGGCGCAGUGCCCGAGCACGGCUCCCAACGGCACCUGUUUAUUCUGUGUGACACUGGGCAGGCCCCGAUCGGUCCCUUUCAGACACCACAGAGCAGGGUGGCGAGGGGCACAGGCAGUGCAGCUUCUGGCUGUGUACAUAGGGUGCUUUAUUCUCCAUGGGUUGAUACAUGCUAAGUGGGCUGGGCUGUCCCCAUAUGUACAGAACUGAAUAAAGUGGGUCUCUAAGAA
Molecule: messenger RNA, 2821 nt
Organism: Suncus etruscus (white-toothed pygmy shrew)
Lineage: Eukaryota; Metazoa; Chordata; Mammalia; Eulipotyphla; Soricidae
Gene: PPP2R5D
Product: protein phosphatase 2 regulatory subunit B'delta
Exons: 16
Coding region: 60-1862 (600 amino acids)
Biological process (GO): signal transduction; protein dephosphorylation
Cellular component (GO): protein phosphatase type 2A complex; nucleus; cytosol
Molecular function (GO): protein phosphatase activator activity
Source: RefSeq, a predicted model, not a curated record